AUGAAUUCUGAGUCAGGUUUCCUGCAACAUUCUCCAGUGGGAUCUCUACUUUACUCUCUAGGAGGCUCUCCUCAUUCAUCCCUUGGGGGCUCCAUUCAUUCCUCACCCUCUGGCUCAAUCAGCUCGGGCGAUAUUGGACGUGUCCUGUCUUCGAAUGUUCAGCGACUGCAUGGAGCAUUAAACCGGUUACUAAGUGACCACGAAAGAGAACAGCUUCUUCACUGUCUGCGCCUCUACCACUCUCGCAGGAAUGUGUGUGAUCUUGUGAGGACCCUGCGUCUCAUACUUCGACCCCAACACCAGAGGCUUCUCUUCCCCAUGCUACGUCUGGUUAUCCCCCGUUCUGAUCAAUUGCUAUUUGAUCAGUACACAUCUGAGGGGCUUUAUCUAAAGGAUUUGUCUUCAGAACCAUCUGGUUACAUUGCUGCUCUGUCUGAGGAAAGUUCACGAUUUAGCACCCCAAUACCACAUACAGCUUCAACCUUCAGCACCCCACUACUGGGGGCAGCUACUCCUUUCAGCACCAUACUCUCUGGGACAGCUCCCUUAUUCAGUAGUUCAGUGUCAGGGACAGCUCCCACGUUCAGCUCUUCUGUACCUGGAACAGUUUCUUCCUUCAGUGCUACAGUACCAGUAACAGCUCCUGCCUUUAGCUCUCAAACACAUGGAACAUCAUUAGGCUCUUUAGAGUCAUACUCAGGAGUACAACCAGGGAUCAGCAACCCUUCACCCAAAGCUAACACUACUGACGUACGUCAGGUAACCCUUAAAAGAAACAAGGGCCAGGAGGGUCUUGGGUUCAGCAUCCGAGGAGGUGUGGAGCAUGGCAUAGGCAUAUAUGUGUCCCUGGUGGAACCUGGUUCUCUAGCAGAAGCAGAAGGACUGAGAGUCGGGGAUCAGAUCCUGAAAGCCAAUGGCCGAUCUCUAGACAAAGUGAGCCACGGUGAAGCAGUAAAGGCUCUUCGCGGCUCUCAGAAGCUGGUCCUUUCAGUACAGUCAUCAGGACGAAUCCCUGGGGGCCACGUAUCCAGUCACAUAUUCACCUGGGUGGACCCACAGGGCCGCAGUGUCUCCCCGCCGGGAAGACCUCAACUGACACACAGCCCUACAGUAGGUGCCCCUGAGCAGGAUAAGAGGAGUCAUCUCCAGCUGCUGGAGGAUGGUGAUGAGAGAAAAGUGAACUUGCUCCUUGGAGAGGGUAGAUCCCUUGGACUGUUGAUCCGUGGGGGCUAUGAAUAUUCCUUAGGGAUUUAUAUUACAGGAGUGGACCAAGGUUCCGAGGCUGAGAGUGCUGGACUGAAGGUGGGAGAUCAGAUUCUGGAAGUGAAUGGACUCAGCUUCCUGUCCAUCCCACAUGAUGAAGCAGUCCGUAUUCUUCGCUCCUCUCGCCACCUCAUGAUGACGGUGAGAGACGUUGGUCGCAUACCUCAUGCUCGGACAGUUGUUGAUGAGACUCAGUGGCUGAGCAGCUCUCACACUAGCAAUCCCGUCCUUACCAAGGGGGCUUCAUGGGACUCCUUGUCUGACAAACAGAUGAAGCCUCUGUUCUAUCGGGGGCCUGCAGGGUCACAGGUCACACUGAGCAGUCUGGGUAAUCAGAACUUAGCACUGCUGGAGGAACGAGCCAGACUGCUUCUCACUGAGCCCGAGAGGAGCACUAUGUCCUACUAUCUGCAGCAAUACAGAGAAAGGCACAUCCCAGUAAACGCACUCACUAUGGCCUUGUUUGAGCUUCUCAACACUCAAGCCAAGUUCUCACUUCUGUCUGAGCUACGGCCUCUCAUUUCCCCACAAGAUUUGGUCACAUUUGACAAUUUGGUUUUGAAGAGAGAGAUUGAAUCCAUGAAACUGCGACAUCGCCAUGGAGACACCAUAUCUGUAGUGUCCCACAGUCCAAGUACCUCGUCAUCCGAGAGUCACCAAACCGUCAGCACUGCCAGAGAGCGUCUCCUAUGGCUGCUGGAUGUAAUGGAGAAUGGAGCAGAUCCUCAGAAAAGUGUUACUCAGACCACACUACCUGAUAUCGCCCUGGAUGAUAUCACAUCACUACUAGAAGACUCUCCAUCUUUCUGUCCAACUUCCCCUAGUGAAGAACUUUAUUUACACUGCCGAAGUCAAGGAGGUGAGCGGAUUUUGCGACCCUCAUCUGGAUCCUCCCAAUCAGGGCUGUUCUUCACAGCACCGUCAAACCCAAGCCCCCCACUUCCCCCUCUAAGCACACCUCCAGCCUCUCCACAAACCAAGGACAUUCAUGAAGGGUCCAACACCAGCAACGCAAGAAAAACACAGACCUCCUCUACCCCUGCACCCCAGCUGGCUCUGGUCACACAACUACCAAUCACUCCUUUCCCAAGAGUGCAGUCACCUACCAGGUUAAAAAACAUGGCUGAGAGCCCACCACCUGCGCCCUUGGAACCUCCAGUCAGCCAGCAUUUUGUGAUGGUAGAAGUUCAUCAGCCCAAUAGUGAACCUGAUGUCAAUGAAAUUCGAGCUGUGCCCCAAGUACGAGCCUCACUCUCUCAGCUCUCCGAUAGUGGUCAGACUCUCAGCGAAGACAGCGGCGUAGACACCGGAGAUAUAGGCGCAGGCAGUAAGGAAAGCAGCCCCCAGCCCCAGAAGACCAAGGGCUCAGAAGCAUCAGCUAAACCGCCCGGUCUGUUACAGCCCAUGGCAAGUCUCGUGCGUGUGAUGAAAACCGCACCCACGUUAGGAAUAGCCAUAGAAGGAGGAGCCAAGACACGCCAACCGCUGCCUCGUAUUGUAACUAUACAGCGAGGUGGUUCCGCACAUAACUGCAGCAAGCUGAGAGUUGGGCAGGUGAUCUUAGAGGUGAAUGGGUUGUCCCUACAGGGGAAAGAAACUCGGGAAGCUGCCAGGAUUAUUGCUGAAGCCUUUAAGUCUAAAGAGAAGGACUUGGACUUUCUAGUUACAGAGUUCAACGUCUCAUUAUAG
Messenger RNA from Bombina bombina (fire-bellied toad), 2952 nucleotides. RefSeq names its product whirlin (gene WHRN). Gene Ontology annotation, cellular component: stereocilia ankle link complex; photoreceptor inner segment; cilium. Gene Ontology annotation, molecular function: protein binding. The record is from RefSeq and is a predicted model, not a curated record. Lineage: Eukaryota; Metazoa; Chordata; Amphibia; Anura; Bombinatoridae. Gene Ontology annotation, biological process: auditory receptor cell stereocilium organization; sensory perception of sound.